ACGACCCGCUGGAAAGUGCCUAUGGGCUGCUCGGAGUCAUUCGCCUAGCUCUUGCUGACUCGCUCUGGGUGCGGUGUGCAGACAGGCGUCAUGAGCUCGCUUGUAGCUUAUACUGAAAAGCAAGUUCUCCUCAUCACUCAAGAUGGACGCGUAAUCGUCGGUCAGCUGCGAGGUUUUGACACCGCCGGUAGCAUCAUCCUCUCUCAGUGCAUAGAGCGCAUUUACAGCGCGGAGGAUGGCGUUGAAGAGCUCCCUCUAGGGCUAUACAUCGUUCGAGGCGACGCAAUCGCACUUAUCGGCGAGAUGGACGUUGAGAAAGACAAGGCGAUUGACCACUCCUCGGUCCGUGCAGAGCCGCUGCCCGAGGUCCGCCACGGCUAAGAAGCGUCGG
Molecule: messenger RNA, 391 nt
Organism: Tilletiaria anomala UBC 951
Lineage: Eukaryota; Fungi; Basidiomycota; Exobasidiomycetes; Georgefischeriales; Tilletiariaceae
Exons: 3
Coding region: 91-381 (96 amino acids)
Biological process (GO): mRNA splicing, via spliceosome
Cellular component (GO): U6 snRNP; U4/U6 x U5 tri-snRNP complex; precatalytic spliceosome
Molecular function (GO): RNA binding
Source: RefSeq, a predicted model, not a curated record